AUGGCCCAUCUCGUUGAGACCAGGAUGUCUCGUGAGCAGCUGGAGAAAUCUAGUGCUCGUAUUCGAGAGCUUGAAAAGCAACUUGCUGAGGAGAAGAAGUAUUCAUCCAAACAGGAGAGUAAAGCUGAUGAAAUUCGCAUGGAUCGCUUAACCGUUGAAACUUUGAACAAUGAAGAGCUGAACUUUCAUCUCCAUAAAGAAAAUGAAGGCUUGAGGGUUGAACUACAACGGGUUGGGAACCUUCUCACUACCUCGAGGAACCUCCAUUCUUCAUCUUUAGCUAUGGUCAAACGGUUAGAAGAAGAUAAAGUUCGCAUAAUCAAGAGAAAAGACAAGUCUGCAGUCGAUCUUCGUAAAUCUCAUGACGAAGUUAAUGAUUUGAAAAUAGAUAAUGAUCGUCUGAAGAACGAAGUAACUUCUCUUCUAUCUCGUUUAGAGGAGUAUCAGGAAUCUGAGGAACGCUUCAAGAAUCAAGUUCUUCAUCUAUCUCGUCAAAGGGACGAGCUUGCUAAGGAGGUCUCCGAUCUCAAAGAGGAUAUUAAGUAUCUAAAUGAGGACUGUGCUACCAUGGAGAAGGAUGCUUCUAAGGUCGCGAAGAUUACUCGCAAAAAUGCUCAAGUUGCCAAGGUCCAUUUCUUCAACGAGUUUUGUGAUUCUCGUGGUAUUCCACGUGUGUCACUAGAUCUCGAAGUAUUUUCUGAUGAUGAACCUGCUGAUGACAAGAGGGCUCCUUCUGAUGACGAGAAGACUCUGACUGAUGAGGAUGGAGAUGACGAAGAUACUGGUGAUGAAGAAGAAGCUGAAGUAUCGAGGGGCAAAGCUCCUGUGGUUACGAAGGUUGCUGAAGUUCCUUCAUCCUUAGUGAUUCCUCCUAAUCAACCUCGUGAAUCUGGCGAUGUUGGAACUGAAACUGUUAGCGCUAUCGGUGGUAACCCUGAACAGGAGGUCAAGGAGUCUGGUGAUGGUGGUGCCGAGAUGGAAAAUGGUGGGGGCUAG
Molecule: messenger RNA, 996 nt
Organism: Papaver somniferum (opium poppy)
Lineage: Eukaryota; Viridiplantae; Streptophyta; Magnoliopsida; Ranunculales; Papaveraceae
Exons: 3
Coding region: 1-996 (331 amino acids)
Source: RefSeq, a predicted model, not a curated record